AUGGUGUUCCGUUCAAUCGCUCAAAAUUCCAGCCCUCUCCGAAGUCUGUAGGCGCGCUCACGUAAAUUUUAGUUUAAAAAGCCCGCAUUUUUCGCGGGGAUCAGUUGGUUUGCAACGGAAUGCCAGAGAUUUUUAUUCUUCUCCGAUUUUUGUUGUCCAUGUGCAAGAUAGCUUGAAAGAGCAAGUAGGUCACGAUAAAGUAAGGGAAAUUUGAGUUUUUUAAUAUGCGGAUUUCUUACAGUUAAUUUUAUUAUACUAGACUUGCUCUUAAAAAUUUAUUUUGACGUUUAAAAAUCGUUUUUACUUUCAAAAAAUUUUUCUGUCCACUACGUAGCCCCUAUAACUUAUCCACCGUUUUGUGCCUAUUUCAAUGUUUUAGAUACUGUUUUAACUCGACCUUUUAAUUUCAUCCUAUUUUCCUCAUGUGCAAUAUAAAUUUUCCUUAUUUCAGAUGGCUCCGUCCAUAGUCCGGGUCGGCCUGUUGAGCCGGCUCCUUCCGAAGACGUUGGCCGCCUCUCAAAGUCGUGGGAUUGUGACCAAAGAAUAUUUGGACUUGCCAUACGACUAUCCAGAUCCAUGGCCUUACAAGGAGCGUGGAUACUUUCAGAAACACUUUUUGCGCGACUACACUAAAAAGCGACUUCAUAAGAACUCUAAGUUGAUUGUGUUGGAAGGAAACAUUGCUUCAGGAAAGGUAACGGGGUUUUUUAUUUUAUACUUGAUGUUUAGAUCUAAAUUAUGAUCAGAAACUCGAAAGGACACGGAUCUUUAGUCUUUAGUACCAAAAUCAUUUCUAUAGCUCGUUUACAGAAGAUUCCUUCUUACGGUUAUGAUUAAAUUGCUUUUCAGAGUAGUGUUGGUCCAGCUUUGGCCGAUGCCUUCGGAUUCAAGUACAUGUCGGCGUUUCGGAUGGAUGACAUCCUCAUCGACCCCUAUGGAAAUGAUCUCCGGACUUUUUAUGAUCGUGUAUGUGUCCUUUUUCUUUUGCAUUCUGUUUUUAGUUCCCUAAGCCAUUCAGAAUUCCGGAUGAGAAGAUUUAUUACUCCAAUCCCACUGAUGAUAAUGUCGCGCGCUACAGUUUCCGCAAAUUCGACUGUAAAUGGGAGCAAUAUAUGAAUGCACUUGCCCACAUCUUCAAUACUGGCCAAGGAGUUGUUCUGGAGAGUUCACCGUACUCGGAUUUUGCGCUAGUCAAUGCCAUGAGAGCCAAGGAUCAUCUGAGUCCUGAGUGUAAGAUAAAUGACUUAUAUAUACCAGCAUUUGUGUUGCUGUGAUGUCUAAAUUUAAUUUCAAUGUAUUUUAGACUUCAAGUUUUACUAUUGGAACCGAAAAAUGGCCCUGACGCAGCUGCGCUAUUGGCCCCAUAUUGUUGUUUAUCUGGAUUGUGAGAUCCCUGAGUUGGUUCAACGAAUUAAGCAGAGAAAUCAAGAUGGAGAAGCUGGUGUGGUCGAUGAGAAGUAUCUCCAGACUAUCAAGGAGUCCCACAAAGACUCUCUAAAGGAAUACAAGUAUGUUUUUCGGAGAUUUUUGUUCUUAUUGUUUUAGGUGGAUAAGAUGUUUUGAUGAAUUUUGAACUCAUAAUUAAGGUUUAUUAGAUUAUGUCGUACUUUGAAAUGUGAUUUGAGACUUUCUUUGGUAGAUUGGACUCAUUUUUAUGUUCUUUCUAGCCAUUCUUUUGACUAAUUUAUAUUAUACUAGGUAUUGACAAAAAAUUUAUUUUCCAGAGAGCAUUCCAAGAUCCUCACCUACGAUUGGACCGAGCCCGGAGACCCGGACUCUAUUGUUGAGGACAUUGAGCGUGUUGAUUGCGACUAUUUCGAGUGGCAUUCAGGCUCGGUUCAUGAGGAAUGGCAUCAGCCAAGAGACGGGAUUUGGUAUAACAUUUGGCGUGGAUGGGUGACGACCAAGAACCGCGCUCGUCACAAUGCCUUCCCCGGAGUCCCAGCGCACGAAAUCAGCGAACUUUACACCGGAAUUUUGGACGCCAACCACUUUUUGAACGUCAUGAAGCUGGAGGUGGGUGGUUUGGGGAUGGAUAAUAUAAUUUGACCCGAAAUAGAGGCUUUGAUUGAUGGUUAAGGCGGUUUUGACAUACUGAGGGAGAAAUGGCAUUUUGAAAUUGUGUUUUAGGUACUCGGCGGCCGCUAUGCCUACGGUCAAUACCCCGAAAAAGGCGAUGACAAGUCCAAGGUCAUGUGGAUAGAUGAGGAAGACCAAAGGCUCCCCGAUCCGUGGUACGAAUACUACUGGCGCGACGUCUAUCUGCACGAAUUCGAAUGCCACAACAACCUGCUAGAUCCGUACGCCAUUGGCCACGACCCCGACUAUCUUCAUCAUCAUUAA
Molecule: messenger RNA, 2343 nt
Organism: Bursaphelenchus xylophilus (pine wood nematode)
Lineage: Eukaryota; Metazoa; Nematoda; Chromadorea; Rhabditida; Aphelenchoididae
Source: the annotation of a GenBank genome assembly